GCCGCCGCUGCUGCAGCACCGGUGUUACGUGACCGGCUGCUGCCCGCCCGGGAGCACGUCACGUACCGGUGGGUGUUCGCCGCGACCCGCAGCGCGGUCCGGAGGCAGCGUGUGGAGCAGUACAUGCUGACCGAGAGCUGGAGCCGUUCGUCCCGGUGUCCUGGAGAGUACGAGGCGAGUUUAAACCACACAGGUUCCUUCUGGGUCCGCGGCUUCAAAAGCACAUGGCGUCCUGACCUACCCAGAAUGCCCUGCGUGAACUGCUCGAGCAACUACGGCAGCCCAUAAGGGACACGCGAAUAAAUAUAUAGUUAAAUAAAUAUGAGCGCGCAUAAGAAUAAUAUAUUAGUUACAGUUAUUAAGCCAAAUGACACAGUUUAAUGAUUUGAAGUAAAGUUACUUUUUUGACUUUAAACACAGGAAACUGGUCCAGUAGAGUCCAGUAGAGUUAUAUUUGUUUAUAUUUAUUUCAAUAAAUAUUAGCAAAUUUAAAAACAGUAAACUCUAAAUAGUGUUUUAGAGAGAAUAGAUCAUCGUUCAUUAUUAAAAUCAAAUUAAAAGAAGGAAAUAUGAAUACGCCGACAUAAAUAAUAAGAUACAAAUAUAUAUCAAUAAAAGCACAGAUUGAGAAAAUAAUAUAAAGAAGCCGAUACUGAAUUCUAUAUAUUUUACUGCGAAGCCGAUGCGGAGAAACAAGUGCAGGUGAGAUGCUGUCUCUCUUCCUGGUACUGGUUGAAAGAGUGGUCAGUUACGUCUUCAUGAUGACAAUAAGGACAAAAGAGAUGGAUCAUUUAAAGAUAUAAUAAACAAUAGUUGCUACAUAAUAUUCAGACACAAAUGUAUUGAGUGAAUUGAACUGAUCUGUGUGUCUCUGUUCUUUUCUGGACCCUGAAGAGGAGCCCAGAUCAAAUCCUCUUAACCAGGUAAUCUCUGCCACCAUCUGCUGUCAGUCAUCGGCCACAUCCAGCCACCACCGUUAUGCCAUUUCCCAGCUAAUUUCUGUCAACCAGCACCAGUGAAGAUCAUGCUGCUGUCUCCUCAGGCAGAGAGGAACUGGGAGGGCCUGUGUUCAAUGCUUGAAGAUGUGUUGGAGGACCAGUCCCACAGGCAGCUGUUUGCCUUAGAGCUGGGCUCUGGAACCGGGCAGCAUGUGAUACGCUUUGCCCAGAAGAUGCCCUUUGUCACCUGGCAGCCAUCGGACAUUAAGGAGGAGUCUCGAGACAGUAUCAAGGCCUACAUUGCUGCGACCCAUGCCAAGACCAUUCUGCAGCCUGUCCACCUAGACGCCAGCGAACCGUGGGAGAAAUGGGCCGGCGUUCCCCGCAGCUCCUGUGACGUUGUUAUUGCCAUUAACUUGCUGCAGUACAGCUCCUUCAAAACAGCACAGGGUGUUUUUAGUGGAGCCGGUCAGAUCCUCAAACUAAAUGGCCUUCUGAUAACUUAUGGGGCAUAUGCUAUUAAUGGCACCAUCACACCGAGCUGUAACGAAUAUCUGGAUGAGGAGAUUCGAAAAAUGAACCCAGAGUGGGGUCUUCCAGACAUGGAUGUACUGAGACAGCUGGCCUAUGGGAACGGGAUGCGUAUGGAGAGGAUUAUCGAGAUGGAAGAAUACUACAAAUGCCUCAUCUUCAGAAAAAUGUAAGAAAAAGCCAAACUGCACAAAGGAGAUUUUAAAAUGUUUAUUUGUAUACUGUAAACCUUGUAUUGACAUCUAUAAAGGUUGUUAAACCAUUUA
Molecule: messenger RNA, 1735 nt
Organism: Hippoglossus stenolepis (Pacific halibut)
Lineage: Eukaryota; Metazoa; Chordata; Actinopteri; Pleuronectiformes; Pleuronectidae
Product: methyltransferase-like 26 B
Exons: 7
Coding region: 1025-1642 (205 amino acids)
Source: RefSeq, a predicted model, not a curated record